Messenger RNA from Gadus chalcogrammus (walleye pollock), 1912 nucleotides. It is a transcript of the gene hadh, whose product is annotated as hydroxyacyl-CoA dehydrogenase. The transcript has 8 exons. Gene Ontology annotation, biological process: fatty acid beta-oxidation. NCBI's taxonomy places the organism in Eukaryota, Metazoa, Chordata, Actinopteri, Gadiformes, Gadidae. Gene Ontology annotation, cellular component: mitochondrion. Bases 78 to 1007 code for a protein of 309 amino acids. The record is from RefSeq and is a predicted model, not a curated record. Gene Ontology annotation, molecular function: NAD+ binding; (3S)-3-hydroxyacyl-CoA dehydrogenase (NAD+) activity.
CAGUGAACUUCUACCCACAUUGGGAUACUGACUGCAACAUAGCUGUCCCAGCAGCACGGUGCUAACAUAUCGAAAGCAUGGCUUUCCUCACUCACCAAGUCACACGGGGCUUCUCCUCUUCAGCUGUCAGAAAUGUGAUUAUAAAACAAGUUAUGAUCAUCGGAGGCGGUCAGAUGGGCGCAGGAAUUGCACAGGUCGCUGCUGCAACUGGCCAUUCAGUGACGUUAGUGGACAUGUCAGAAGACAUCCUGAAAAAGGCUGUAAAAGGCAUCGAAGGCAGUUUAAAAAGAGUGGUGAAGAAGAAGUUUGCGGAUAAACCAGAGGCAGGUGCCGAGUUCGUCCAGAAUGUGAUGAAGAAUGUGUCAUCCUCAACAGACGCAGCGUCUACCGCCCAAAGCUCGGAUCUGGUUCUUGAGGCCAUUGUAGAAAACCUCAAAAUCAAGCAGGAUCUGUUUGCUGGACUAGAUAAAGUUGCCCCAGCACACACAAUCUUUGCCAGCAACACCUCAUCGCUGCCCAUCUCUGACAUCGCCAGCUCCACCAGUAGGUUGGACAGGUUCGGAGGUCUUCACUUCUUCAACCCGGUCCCUAUGAUGAAGCUGGUCGAGGUUAUUGGCACGUCAGCCACUAGCCAGGAUACCUUCGAUUCCCUGCUGAAUUUCAGCAAGGCUCUUGGGAAAACACCGGUGUCAUGCAAGGACACUCCUGGGUUUAUUGUGAACCGCCUGCUGGUGCCCUACAUGAUGGAGGCUAUCCGGUUACAUGAGAGAGGUCAUGGAUCUAAAGAGGACAUUGACAUUGCCAUGAAGCUCGGAGCGGGCUACCCCAUGGGACCGUUUGAACUCCUCGAUUACGUAGGUCUGGACACGGCCAAAUUCAUUAUCGACGGUUGGUGUCUGAUGGACCCAAACAACCCCCUGUUCGGCCAGAGCGAGAUGCUGAACAAACUGGUCGCUGAAGGCAAAUAUGGCAGAAAGACUGGAGAGGGUUUCUACAAGUAUAAGUGAUUAACACACGCUCAUAGUGUGGCAUGAAAAAUAAAAGGUUCAGGAGGAUAGAUUGCUGGACUCAUGUUGACGUGAAUGCGCGCUACAUUUGAUUUCUACGAUCUGAGAGGAAAGUUGAAAGAGAUCACACAGUGCAAUUAUAAAUGCUAAACACACUACACGUACACAACAAAAAAAUCAUUCACCAAGCAACUAUGAAACAUAUCAAGAUUUUUACCUUUUUUUGUGGACUCGAUCACUCGUGUCAAACGACACCAUUUGUAUUGGCAAUGAAUGUGUUUAGUCUAACUUGAGUAAAUCACACUGUUAUGACAACGAUAUUGAACUGAACCCUCGUGCCUUCAUACAACGCGUCUCCCAGCUGACCUGUGUCCAGGCGGUCAUCUUUCUCUGUAUUUAAAUGUUGUUGGUAAUAAAGGGAGCUUUUCCAUGUGCGUCUACUAAUGCUUGUGUUGUCUUUAAAUGUGACUGAUGACGAUGGGUAGAUGUAAUCGUUUGAGUUGUAAUUCAACUUAAAAUACAAAAUAUACAUAUUUUUUCUUUUGAUUUGCAUGCUAAGCAAUUUCAAUUAACGUUCAAUGAGAGAUGUAUCAAAUUACAACCCUAAAUUAAUGUUUUAGUUUUCUGAGAAGUACUUGUGUUAGAGUGUAGUGUUAGAUGCGAAUAAACAUGAGAUAUUUUUGAGUGAGACGCCCCUUAAAAUAACUCAUGAUGGCGCUGUUUGACUAGAAAUCCACAAUGUAGCAAUUUCGGGAAACAGAAAAUAAUAUUUUGACAUUGACUUCUUCAUCAGGGUUCUGUUUAGCAUUCCGAUUUAUACGUUGGGACUAUUAAGUUGUCAGAGAAAUUAAAUGUUAAAUUCACCUGCGAUUUAUAAAUAAAGCUUGGGGAAAAGAUUCAUCUAA